This is a messenger RNA of Ipomoea nil (Japanese morning glory), 1432 nucleotides long. RefSeq names its product GDSL esterase/lipase At3g26430-like. NCBI's taxonomy places the organism in Eukaryota, Viridiplantae, Streptophyta, Magnoliopsida, Solanales, Convolvulaceae. The transcript is spliced from 4 exons. Bases 15 to 1163 code for a protein of 382 amino acids. Gene Ontology annotation, molecular function: hydrolase activity, acting on ester bonds. The record is from RefSeq and is a predicted model, not a curated record.
CCACCUUCCCUUUCAUGGAUUCUCAAUACCUUCUUGCCCUGCUUCUGCUACUCCCAAUCUCCAUCUGCAUUGCGAAGAAUCCGCCGCCGCCGUGCGAUUUCCCCGCCAUAUUCAACUUCGGCGAUUCAAACUCCGACACCGGCGGCUUGUCGGCGGCCUUUGGUCAGGCGGGGCCGCCGCAUGGAGAGACGUACUUCCAUCACCCUGCCGGACGUUACUGCGACGGCCGUUUGAAGAUUGAUUUCAUCGCGGAGAGGUUAGGAUUGCCACAUCUGAGCGCCUUUCUGGAUGCUCUGGGAUCCAACUUCACGCACGGAGCCAAUUUCGCCACCGCCGGAUCAACCGUGAGGCCUCAGAACACCACCCUCCACCAAGGCGGUUUCAGCCCUUUCUCCUUAAACGUCCAGUUUUACCAGUUCAGCGACUUCCACCGCAGGUCUCAGAUUAUUCACGGCGGCGGCGCCGCUGUGUUCCGACGACUGAUGCCCAGUGCCGACCAUUUCUCCAAAGCUCUGUACACCUUCGACAUCGGCCAGAAUGAUUUGACCGCCGGCUACUUCCUUAACAUGUCCACCGCCCAAGUUAGAGCUUAUGUUCCUGAUGUCUUGGAUCAGUUUAAGACUGUCGUUAAGUAUAUAUAUGGACAAGGGGGUAGAUAUUUCUGGAUACACAAUACUGGUCCCGUCGGGUGCCUGCCGUACGUGAUGGACCGGCUGGCGGUAACGGCGGCGCAGGUCGAUAAGGCUGGAUGCGCCGCUCCGUUCAACGAGGUGGCGCAGUAUUUCAACGGUGGGUUAAAGCAGGCGGUGCAGCAGCUCCGGCAGGAUCUCCCACAAGCUGCUCUCACUUACGUUGAUGUUUAUUCAGCCAUGUAUGAUCUCAUCUCUCGACCCAAACAACACGGGUUUGUGCAUCCACUACAGGCCUGCUGUGGACAUGGGGGGAAGUAUAACUACAAUAUGCAUAUUGGAUGUGGAGGGAAAAUUAUGGUGAAUGGCACAGAAGUGUUGGUGGGAAAAGCAUGCAGAGAUCCAUCGGUUAGGAUCAAUUGGGAUGGGGUACACUAUACAGAGGCCGCUAACAAAUGGGUUUUCGAUAAAAUCGUCGACGGCUCCUACUCCGACCCUCCGGUCCCCCUAAGAAUGGCAUGCCAUAGGUUUUAGGCCGGCCGGCGUGUUGCCGGAACUUCAACUGAAGCAAUCUCAGAAGUUUUUGAGAAUGAAUUGAAGCUGUGUUUUAGGAUUUUGGUUAUGGGCUUUCAAUUUCAAGAGUUGGCCAAAGUCUUUGAUGCGCUAGGACUAGGAAAUAGGAAGGAACAAAAUUGCUAAAUUGUGAUUGACCUUUGAUUUCUUGGUAUUCUUAUUUGAUGGAUAAGAAAUUGUUGGAAAAAUAGUAUUAAAAUGGUAUUUUAAGUGGUUAUUUUGUGUUACAA